CAACUUACACUGAAAAAUCAACUUGAUUUUUCAUUGUUAGCUCUGUGCUCUCUCUACUUUUCUCUAGUGUAGCCACCAAUCAUCAUAUCACACCAUUUUCCUCUUCAUCCAAAUCCAUGGCUAGCUCUAUGGUUUCCGUGUCUUACAUUGUUUUAGUUCUGGCCAUGUCACUAGCUAGCUGUUUCACAGGGACAGAGGGAGCCCGUGCUUUCUUUGUGUUUGGGGAUUCACUUGUUGAUAAUGGCAACAACAACUACUUGGCAACAACAGCUCGAGCAGACUCUCCUCCUUAUGGCAUUGAUUACCCAACUCGCAGAGCCACUGGCCGUUUCUCUAAUGGCUAUAACAUUCCUGACUUUAUCAGUCAAGAACUUGGGGCAGAAUCCACUUUGCCUUACUUAAGUCCCGAGCUCACUGGACAAAGAUUGCUUGUUGGUGCCAACUUUGCAUCUGCUGGCAUUGGAAUUCUCAAUGACACUGGAAUCCAAUUUGUAAACAUAAUCAGAAUAUACAGACAGCUAGAGUACUUUCAAGAAUACCAGCGGAGGGUGAGUGCUCUUAUUGGAGCUGCGAGGACUCAGCGCUUAGUAAAUGGAGCACUAGUCCUCAUCACUCUUGGAGGAAACGAUUUUGUGAAUAACUAUUACUUGGUGCCGGUCUCUGCAAGAUCUCGCCAGUACUCUUUACCAGAUUAUGUCAGAUAUUUAAUCUCUGAGUAUAAGAAAAUUCUGAGGAGGCUAUAUGAUAUUGGAGCACGUAGGGUACUGGUGACGGGAACUGGUCCACUGGGUUGUGUUCCAGCGGAAUUGGCCAUGCGAGGCAGAAAUGGGCAAUGCUCACCUGAACUGCAGCGUGCCGCGUCCUUGUUCAACCCUCAGCUUGUUCAGAUGAUCCAACAACUCAAUAGCGAAAUUGGCUCAAAUGUCUUCAUCGGAGCCAACACGCAAGAGAUGCACAAUAGCUUCAUCAAUAACCCUGGAGCAUAUGGAUUUAUUACAUCAAAAGUAGCAUGCUGCGGUCAAGGACCUUAUAAUGGUGUUGGGCUGUGCACUGUGGUAUCCAACUUGUGCCCAAAUCGUGACCUUUAUGCAUUUUGGGAUCCUUUCCAUCCAUCACAAAAGGCCAACAGGAUUAUCACUCAACAGAUCAUGUCAGGCACCACAAAGUAUAUGUAUCCCAUGAAUCUCAGCACUGCUUUGGCCUUGGAUUCUCAGAAUAGCUAAACCAGGAACUGUCAUUUUAGUACUGCACCCUCUUUGUGUCCUACAAAAAUUCUACUCGUUAAUUAAUUUGUGAUAUAUCACAGUGUUGCAAUGUCAUGAAAAUUAGUUUGGAGCCAAAGUAGUAACCGAGUCAAUGGUUACCAAAUAGUAUAAUGUUGUAUUGGAUAAAUGAGGAUGAGUGCCGUCUUUAUUCUCAUUCUCUCUGUAAGCGCAGAAAAAAACCGCAGAAUAAA
Messenger RNA from Gastrolobium bilobum, 1456 nucleotides. Its product is annotated as GDSL esterase/lipase At5g33370-like. The coding region runs from base 117 to 1223 and encodes 368 amino acids. NCBI's taxonomy places the organism in Eukaryota, Viridiplantae, Streptophyta, Magnoliopsida, Fabales, Fabaceae. Gene Ontology annotation, molecular function: hydrolase activity, acting on ester bonds. The record is from RefSeq and is a predicted model, not a curated record. The transcript has 5 exons.